AGUGCAGAACGGACGGACUCGGGAACGUGUUGGUAAACAAACUUGAAUUAUUGUAGGUCCUCACAAAACGUGGCCGCAUUUGAUUCACAGAUAGCUACUGUGAGUGCAUUACAUUUCUCGGCCAUGCAAGAAUGAAAUUGCAACCUCAACCAGUUAGACCAUAAAUACUCAGCAUUUUUCUUUUCUCAUUCAUCAUAUUAAACGUAAUCGUGAAUCAUGGGAGUUCCAGCAUUCUUCCGGUGGUUAUCAAGGAAGUACCCAUCAGUGAUCAUUGAAUGUGUGGAAGAGAAGGCCUUUGUUGAUGAAAAUGGGCAGUCUGUUCCUAUUGACAUCUCGAAGCCCAAUCCUAAUGGCGUGGAGUUUGACAACCUCUACCUGGACAUGAAUGGCAUCAUCCAUCCCUGCACUCACCCUGAGGAUAAACCUGCUCCCAAGAAUGAAGAUGAGAUGAUGGUCGCCAUAUUUGAGAACAUAGACCGGCUGAUGGGCAUAGUGCGGCCGAGGAAGCUGCUGUACAUGGCUAUAGACGGCGUGGCGCCUCGGGCUAAAAUGAACCAGCAGCGCUCACGGCGCUUCAGGGCCAGCAAGGAGACCGCCGAGAGGAUCAAUGAAGUCGCCAAGAUUAGACAAGAACUCAUUGAAAAAGGGUUUAAAGUACCUCCUGUGAAGCCGAAAGAAGAUCACUUCGACUCUAACUGCAUCACGCCGGGCACACCCUUCAUGGACCGCCUCAGCAAGUGCCUGCAUUACUAUGUACACGAGCGUCUCAACAACCAUCCCAGCUGGAAAAACAUCAAGGUGAUCUUGUCAGACGCGAACUGUCCCGGUGAAGGCGAGCACAAGAUCAUGGACUUCAUCAGACGACAGCGCGCGUCUCCUGACCACGACCCCAACACACAACACGUGCUGUGUGGUGCUGACGCUGACCUCAUCAUGCUGGGGCUUGCCACCCACGAGCCUUACUUCACCAUCAUCAGGGAGGAGUUCAAACCUAACAAGGACAAACCCUGCGAGAUCUGCGGCAUAGGAGGUCACGAACUGAAGGACUGCGAAGGCACCCCUGACGGCAAGCUGGUGGAGGCAGAGAAGGUGUACGCGGAGGUGAACUUCAUCUUCGUGCGGUUGUUUGUGCUGCGCGAGUACCUGGAGAAGGAGCUGCUAAUGAACAACCUGCCCUUCACUUAUGACUUCGAGCGAGCCAUCGAUGACUGGGUCUUCAUGUGCUUCUUCGUCGGUUCGUUAUUUAAGCACAUGCCCCUAGAUAUAGGUAGCAGGGCUAAUGAUAUCACCAUUAAUCUUAUGCGUGACGUGCAGGGCUGGCUGACGGACAGCGGGCGCGUGAACAUGAAGCGCGUGCAGAUCAUCAUGACGAACCUGGGCGAGGUGGAGGACCAGAUCUUCAGGGACCGGCAGCAGCGCGAGGUUGCCUUCAAGAGGCGCAACAAGCAGCGCGCUGCUAUGUCCCUGCAUGCUGGUCCAUACGGUCGGGGCGGGUGGCGGGGCGGCGGUGGUGGUGGCGGCGGCGUGAAGCGCUCAUCAGACGCGAUGGACAGCGACUCUGACGAAGAACCUAACGACGAGGUGCGCCUCUACGAGGAGGGCUUCAAGGACCGCUACUACGAGAGCAAGUUUGAGGUCACGGCCGACGACCUCGCCUUCAGGGAGCUCGUCGCUAAUGAAUACGCCAUAGGGCUCUGCUGGGUCCUCAGGUACUACUACCAAGGCUGUGCAUCCUGGGGCUGGUAUUUCCCCUACCACUACGCGCCUUUUGCUUCAGACUUCAAGAACUGCGGCAACGCUAAAGUUAAGUUCGAAAUGGGCACGCCCUUCAACCCCCUGGAGCAACUGAUGGGGGUGUUCCCCGCUGCCAGCAGAUCCCACGUCCCCGCCCCCUGGGGGGAGCUCAUGUACAGAGUGGACUCCACCAUCAUAGACUUCUACCCCGAGGACUUCAAGAUCGACCUCAACGGCAAGAAGUAUGCCUGGCAAGGAGUCGCCCUCUUGCCCUUCGUUGAUGAGACCAGAUUGAAGCGUGCCCUGCAGGCCGUCUACGACCAAUUGACGCCCGAGGAGCGACGUCGCAACGUGCGAGGCUGCGACCGCCUCUACGUGGCCAGCGCACACCCCUCCUACAAGCAGCUGCGCGAUAUGUACAGGAUGGGCAUGGACAUGCAGACCGAGAUCCCGAUAGCAGGCGAUGAGUUCGACCGAAUAACUGGCAAGAUCUUGCUGUCCAAAGACGUCGUGGGUCAUGGAGAGGGUCUGGAGAGCCCUGUGGACGGCCAGCCAGACCUGAACAACAACCACGUGGUCUGCGUGCGCUACAAAGACCCCACCUUCGCUGAGGACUUCGUAUUCCCUGCCAAACUCUUACCCGGGAUCAAGCCCCCGCCUCGGGUCCUCAAGCCUGGGGACCAGGCUGUGGAUUUGACCCGUGGGGGAGGGAGAGGCAGGGGAGGGUUUGGGGAUAGAGGGCGUGGAGGGUUCAGCAGGGGAGGAGGAGGCUAUGGGGGGGCGGAUGCACCAGGAUCCUAUCGUCCCGUGACAGGAUUUAUGACGAACCUCCCCACCCGCGCGUCUCUCAGUGACGCGGGGCACAGAUUCGUACACUCUACGAUGGGAAGCGCUGCUCGCUUCAACUCAGCGCCGCCCCCAGACUCUUAUCAGACUGUUCUCUCCGCUGAACACAAAGCUGUUUUCUCCGCUGAACACAUCAUACCUGUUUUCUCCGCUGAACACAUAACAGCUGUUCUCUCCGCUGAACACACCAUACCUGUUUUCUCCGCUGAACACAUAACAGCUGUUCUCUCCGCUGAACACAUCAUAAGUGUUCUCUCCGCUGAGCACAAAGCUGUUUUCUCCGCUUAA
Messenger RNA from Hyalella azteca, 2868 nucleotides. Its product is annotated as 5'-3' exoribonuclease 2 homolog. Gene Ontology annotation, cellular component: nucleus. Gene Ontology annotation, molecular function: 5'-3' RNA exonuclease activity; RNA binding. NCBI's taxonomy places the organism in Eukaryota, Metazoa, Arthropoda, Malacostraca, Amphipoda, Hyalellidae. The record is from RefSeq and is a predicted model, not a curated record. Gene Ontology annotation, biological process: nuclear-transcribed mRNA catabolic process.